AUUGAGAGUACACAUCUGUUUUGAGGAUUUUGUGAUAAUGGUAUUUUUCGAAACAAUUCGUUUAUAGUUGCAAGCUAAACAAACACCGUCGUUCACAGACUCGUAGCGUAAGAGCAUACAGUUGUAAAUCUAAAGUGGGGUAAUAAUGUUAUUCUGCCCGACGUGUGCUAAUGUUUUGAUGGUGGAGGAAGGUCCUGAAUCUGGACUGAGGUACGCCUGUAAUACUUGCCCUUACGUGUACAACAUCAGAAAGAAAGUAUCCUCGCGAACUUUCCCUAAGUUAAAGGAACUCGACUAUAUCAUGGGCGGAGCUGCUGCCUGGGAGAAUGUAGAUUCGACUGAUGCUGUUUGCCCAAAAUGUGGACAUGGUAAAGCAUUCUUCAUGCAACUCCAAACUCGUUCAGCUGAUGAACCUAUGACCACAUUUUACCGUUGCUGUAAUCAUAAGUGUGCUCAUAACUGGAGGGAUUAGUGUGAGAAUAGAAACAAGUCAAGCAAUAAAUUGCAGUGUUGGACAAUUAUUUGCCAAUAUAGUGCUUAAUUCCAUAUUUCUUUCUUAAGAAUAUGAUUUGUAUGCAAAAACUUAAUUUACUUCGUAGUUUAGCUAGAAAUAAAUGUGCAUCACCCAAAAUGAAGAUAGACAAGAUGGCACCAGUCAUACCAAGCUCUGAAGGAUUUGCUUCAGUCAAAGCUGCAGAGUUUUUAGGCAAAGGACAAGUUAUUGCAGUGCCAACUGACACAAUAUAUGGUUUGGCAUGUAGUGCCAACUGCCCAGAUGCUAUUAAAAAGUUAUAUGCCAUCAAAGGUAGGGACUCUGCCAAACCUGUAGCUAUUUGUGUGACUUACAUAAGUGAUGUUAGGAAAUGGGGUGAGGCUGAUCACUUACCCGAUGAUUUACUACACAGCUUGCUUCCUGGACCAGUGACAGUUGUUUUAGAAAAGACCAAAUAUCUCGACAAUCCAUUUUUAAACCCUACCACAACUAAAAUUGGUAUAAGAAUACCAAAUCACAAUUUUAUGAACAGAGUUACAAAAACUUUUGAUAAACCAGUGGCAUUGACAAGUGCAAACUUCAGUAAUGAGCAAUCUACUUUAUCUAUUAGAGAAUUUGAACACCUGUUUGGUCAUUUGGGAGCUGUUUUUGAUGGAGGGGUUUUAAGUCAAGGACUGGAGCAGAAUAGAACUGGGUCUACUGUGAUAGACUUGUCCCAGACUGGUGUCUACAAUGUCAUAAGAAGAGGUAUUUCAUAUGAUCGAGUAGUCAAAACUGUGGAAAGUUUUGGACUAAAAUGUAUGUCAUAAGCUAUUUAUGAAACCUGUGAUAAUGUAAAAGUUUGAAUAAAUGUUAUUAUCUUCC
This is a messenger RNA of Spodoptera exigua (beet armyworm), 1357 nucleotides long. Lineage: Eukaryota; Metazoa; Arthropoda; Insecta; Lepidoptera; Noctuidae. The record is from the annotation of a GenBank genome assembly.